UGUUGAGGGGGGGAAGGAAAAAAAACGAGGGGAGCAGCCGGCCAUUCCCCACGACGGAGCUCACCGCGUCCCCGCGGCCACACACCCUAACCCUAGCGGCGACACGCCGCCGCCCCCGCCGCCUCCAUCACACCCUCGCCCUCGCCCUCGCUCCUCCGCCACUCCCACGAGAUCAGCGCCGUCCCGACUCCGUGCUCGCCGUCGCCCGCCCUUCUCUCAAGGGCUAUAAAUGGCAGGGAGACAGCGCAUAGUUCGCCAGUACUACGAGGAACCACGGGGAUUUCGUGAUGGUCCCCCUCCUCGACUUGCACGAGAAAGGUCUCUCUCACCACGACGCAUCGAGGGAGAGCUGUCUAGCCGCCGUGGUGAGCUCCGCAGAAUCCGUGACGACAACCAACAUCUGGUGGAUGAAAUUGUUGGACUCAGGCAAGCAAUGUCUCGUUUGAAAGAAGAUCUCCAUUCCUCAAGUCAGGUUAUACCUAAGCUCCGUGCUGAGAAAGAACUUGAAUCGAGGGAGCUGACUCAGAGGAAUCUGAAGCUGGAAGCUGAGCUACGCUCUUUAGAACCCCUUAGGCAGGAUGCCCUUCAGCUACGAUCUGAAGCAGGCUCGCUAGAGUCUUUGAGGCAAGAGCUCAACGCAAAGGUGCAGGGUCUGACAAAGGAGCUUGAGCAACAGAGCUCUGAAAACCAGCGCAUACCAGCCCUGGACAAGUGUGGAGAGUGAGAAAAAUGGAUGUUCAUCAUGUCAACAACAUAUGAAUUUCUUUGCACAUGUACUCCUACAUCUCUGUGUACAUGGAAAUAAGACAAGUUAUGUUUUCUUCUUUUUUUUUCUCU
This is a messenger RNA of Triticum urartu, 837 nucleotides long. The record is from RefSeq and is a predicted model, not a curated record. NCBI's taxonomy places the organism in Eukaryota, Viridiplantae, Streptophyta, Magnoliopsida, Poales, Poaceae.